Messenger RNA from Phlebotomus papatasi, 4347 nucleotides. RefSeq lists its product as uncharacterized. Bases 3144 to 4199 code for a protein of 351 amino acids. The transcript is spliced from 6 exons. The record is from RefSeq and is a predicted model, not a curated record. NCBI's taxonomy places the organism in Eukaryota, Metazoa, Arthropoda, Insecta, Diptera, Psychodidae.
AUGCAGAGAGCAGGGAGCGUACAGAAAUAGGUGAAAUGUCUGAUGAAUAUGUAUGUAAUAUUCAAUCUUGCUUAAAAGUCUUCACAACACGGCGUAGGCUCGCAAACCACCAAUACAGAAUUCACCCAAACAAAGACUUAUUUGUCAGAAAUUUACAUGAAUCAUUUCAAUGUGAAAUUUGUAACAAGAAAUUUUCAAGACGUAAAAUAAUAUUACACGUGACAUUCCAUUUAAAAAGAAAACAAGGACUAAAAUGUCCUUUUUAUAAUGAGUGUGGCAGAUAUACUUGUUUUAAAAGUAUUAAUGUUUUCAGAGUCCAUAUUGUAAGAAAUCAUAAAACGUUGACAAAAACUCAAACCGAAAAUCUCACAACAUCUUGUCUGUUAUCAGAGUCUUAUGAAGUCGUUCCCAAUUCCGACUUUACAGAAAAUACCGCAACUACAUCUCAGGAGGAUGAUAACUCAAACAUAAGAGAGUUUUUUGAUUCUUUCGUUUCGCUACAAAUGCAGUUACACAUACCAUCAACUUCAUUCAAUGCAAUAAUUAAUUCCUUCUCCACAGUAUAUGAGUUAGACGAACAUCAAAAAAUUGAGAAACUUGAGAAGACAUUGAUAGAACACGGUUUGAAUACACACCAAAUUGAACAGAUAUGUAAAAGCUUCAAAUCUGAAAAGACUUUGUUUAAAAAAUUAUUCCAUUCGGAUUCAGGGUUAUUACGAAGUGCAUAUUCUCGAAACAAGGAACUUUCAAAGAGUGACUUUCUCGUACAACCACAAGAAGUGUUUUUAGGCGCACGUGAGGAUGGAAGUACUGCUACCUAUAUUUACAUACCAAUUCUAGAAUUAUUGUCCACUUUGUUUAAAAACACUUCCUUUCGAAGUGAAUAUUUUUCAUCUAAAAACACGAAAGAUUCCUAUUAUCUUGACUUAAACGAUGGUGAAAUAUGCAGAUCAAACGCUUUUUGGGAUCCUGCUUUAAAAAAUAUUCAACUUUUAGUGUAUCAGGAUGCUUUCGAAGUAUGUGCUCCUUUGAAAAGUGCAAAAACAAAACACAAGUUGGUAGGCGUCUAUAUGUCUGUGGGAAAUGUCCACAGAUCGCACCGGGCAAAAAUUAAUAAUUUACACUUGGUAGCUCUUUGCAAAGAGUCUGAUUUUAAAUAUUUUAAAUCGAACAAAAUUUUUGAAAAACUCGUACACGAUAUCAGAGUUUUAGAAAUCGAUGGAAUAAAUGUUGAACAUGAGGAGCAAAGCAAUAAUAUGAAGGGUUCUAUAUUCGCAAUCUUAGGAGACAACUUGGGUAGCCAUCAAGUUGGUGGAUAUGUAGAAAAUUUUUCUACAUCAAUCUAUUUUUGCAGAUACUGCUAUGUGACAAGAUCUCAAUUCACCUCAAAUCCGCAUGUAAUAGCUCCAUUAAGAACAAAGAACUCACAUAUAAAGGACUUAAAUGAAUUAACAACGAAUAAAUUAAAUAAUGUUAGAGGAGUUAAAUUUGAAACAAUUUUUAAUGAACUAAAGUAUUAUAAUAUUAAUUCACCUGGCAUGCCCCCGUGUAUUGCCCACGAUUUAUUCGAAGGAAUUAUUGGUUACGACAUCUUGCUCAUUUUUAAAUAUGCCGUUGCAGAAAACUGGGUAACAUUCAAAAACAUUUCUUACAGCAUCAAAUAUUAUUUUAAAAUCUUAAACAUGAAUGCUUCAAUUUCCAUAACGCCUAACUUUUCAAAGAUUUCCGGUCGAGCAUAUGAUAUUUGGUCCUUAAUCCAAAUAUUGCCGUUCAUAUUCUCACCACUUCAUUCUAAAGUAGAUUUUUCCUCUGACCCAUACAUUAAAAUGAUAAUGACUUUGAAAUAUUUGGUUGAUAUUCUUGUUGCUCCACAAAUAUCUGAAGCUCAAAGAGGAGAAUUAAAAUUCUAUGUUGCGGAGUACAUAGAGUACAGGCAUAAUUUGUUUUCGGAGCCUCUUAAACCAAAACACCACUAUUUGAAUCAUUAUACAUAUCUGAUCAGACAGUUUGGUCCUUUAACUUCAUUUUGGACUCUGAGGUUUGAGAGCAAACACAAAUAUUUUAAGGAUUGUGUAACUUCGGCUCGCAAUUAUAUAAACGUUGCCAAAUUGUGCGCUGAGAAACACCAAAGGCAUCAGUCUAUAUGGCUUAGUGAUAACAUGUGGAAUAAUACAGUGCAAGUUCUUACAAGGAAAAACGUUAUUAACCUCUUAGAUUGUGAAGAAAUUUUAUUGCGAAAUGCGAAAAUUAACUCUGACAACGUAUUUUUUACAAAAUCGCUCACAUUUCAAGGUAUCACAUUAAAAACCGAACAAUAUAUUUUUCAUAGCAGAGAUUCAUUUGGAGAAGCAUAUGUUAUGAGAAUUGAUUUAUUAGUUGUUUUGAAAACAUUUGAUGAUUUCUUACUUAUUGGAACGAAAUUCAAAAUAUUUGAAAACCACGAAAAUGGGUUAAUAUAUUUAGAAGACGAUCUUGGAAAAGUAAUAAGAAAAAUGACAGAGAUUAUUGAUUUAUCUCCCUUAAAACCUAUCACAAUUCAUGGAAUUAAAUCACAAAUUCUUUUUUCUAAGCAUCGUUUGCCAAAAUAAUAAAGUCAAAUAAGUUUUUGUUAAAGAUUUUAAGCUUGGUGGAUAUUUUUUGAGAGGAGCCAGAGAAUCGUAGAAUAUCUUCUCAAUGCUGCAAGCAACAAGUUUGGAAAAAGCUUCAUUUCCCUUGUGCUUGGAGCCUGUGGAACACUGAUCGAAGAUGAUGAUUUCCUGGAACAAGUACAAACAAACGAGAUUUUGAUUGCAUUACAAGAAGGAGAAAACUGGAUCUCGCCCGAAAUCUUUGAGCCUUCAUCUUCAUCUCAAACUCAAGUUACACCUAGUAUCACAAAUGUAAACGGAAAUGAAGGGAAUAAUUCAGUCGUUAUUCCAACGCUUGAGAAUUUUCUGGAACUGUCAGGAAUUCAUCCAUUUGCCGACGCGCAACCACCUGGAACUGUCCCUACUUUGAGGAAUCCAGAAGUACCACCAAAUGAUACAGAAAGUGCAGAGGAACUACUGGUAAAUACUCCAUCAUCUCUAACUUCUGCACAAACAAAGAAAGCCAUUCGUGAAUCAUUCAAGAAUUUUGAAAAUAUCAAAAUUCCGUAUGAUCAGAUGGAAAAAAAUAUAAGAGAUGCACUUAAAGGGAAACAAAAGCUGCCUCCAAAUCAGAUGGCGACAGUUGUGAAGAAAGUGGUUCUGGAGAUACGGAAAUCCGGAGUUUAUAUACCAAUAAAAGUAUUUGAUUUUGCCGCCGCCCAAAUGUGCAGGGAAUACCCUGACACAUUUGAGGAGCGUGAUGACGAUGGAGCUUUGAUUGGUGGAGGAUUCUUCGGACUCUCUGAAAAAAUGAGGAACCACAACAUCUAUCUUAACCGUCCUCAUGUUAAUAAAUUCCAAGACCAAAAUCUACACAAAGAAGUCAAGAAAUUAAGAAAAAAUGUGAAUCUAUGCUCAGGAAAUAUCAACAAUGCCCCUGAACUAAACGAAGAAUUCGGCCUGGAGCGUGAUGACAUCAACAAGGGAGAAUUAUCAAUUCCAGAGAUUGUGAAAAAAUGGCCUAAUUUACAAACCUUCGAUGGAAUUUGUCGUCACUUUGCGGCAACGACAGGCUGCGAUAUAUCACAAUUGGGAAACAUAAUGCAGGAAAAACGAAACAUUAUUGCUAAAGCGUGCCUUCCAAAUCGGUCAGCAAAUAUUCUAAGGGAGCACAACAGCACAAAUCAGGAAAAUCCUGACCAGGAAAAUUCUCUACCUGCACCAGAACCACCAGAAACAUCCCGUGAACUUCAAAAUGACGCAAAAAUAAUUUUGAAGAUUAUUGCUGAUUACUUCAAAGAAAAGAUUGAAGCAAUAUUCGGAAAUCAAACAACCAAUACCGAUGAUUUCCUUAUUCGAGAAAAUGAUGCACCACCGAAGUUCUCUAUAAUAUACAGAAACAUUGUUCUACAUGAAACAAAUUCGUGGUGGGAGGCUUUCACAAUGUAUUUUGCAGAUAUUUACAUAUUCUGCAAACUUUAUCCCGUGGAAGCUUCCCAGACACUGGAAUUUGUACAGCGGUACAUUUUAAAAAUAAAUCCAGAAGGCACAAAAUCAAAAAAAAGAUGUAUUAAAACGUGCAAUUUAAAAGUAUUAAGUCUUAUCAGAAAAAUUAAGAAUAUUUCAUCUUAGUUGAUUUCACAUCAGUGAAUGCCACAUUCCCAAGGUUUAUUCAAAAUAUAUUUUUUGAAUUCCUGAUUUUUUUGGUUGAACCAAGAAACUAUGCCUCUAUCAUUGCAUGUAAAUUAAAUGAAGUAAAUAAAAAAUUACUAUAUUGAAA